This is a messenger RNA of Morchella sextelata, 303 nucleotides long. RefSeq lists its product as uncharacterized. The transcript has a single exon. The record is from RefSeq and is a predicted model, not a curated record. Bases 1 to 303 code for a protein of 100 amino acids. NCBI's taxonomy places the organism in Eukaryota, Fungi, Ascomycota, Pezizomycetes, Pezizales, Morchellaceae.
AUGUACUUCCGCAUCCUCCAAUGCCCCACUGCGCGCGCGCCGACGCCGCCGCAUCCGUAUUACUACUAUCGGCAUACCCCCUCGUCUUCAUCGUCGCGUGCGUUAUUAGAGCUACAGGAGGGGGUGCUGGUGGAGGAGAAGGCGCAUGUGCCGUACUACGAGCACCAGUAUAACAAGGAGCGGCGGCGGCAGCAGCAGCGCGGGAAGGAGAGGCUGAGGAGUGGGGAGACGGCGGUGAGGAGGUUGGGGGGGAGAAGGUGGCUGGUGGUGGGGUGGGAGGAGGAGGCAAGGUGGGGGGCUUGA